CUGUUUAUUAUCUCUUGUCUAUCCGUGCGCAGUACCAGAGCCAGCCAGGAUUGCGGAGGUCCGGGGUCAGUGCGGAUCAAAAAUGUCUCGGGCAGCGGACAGACUCAAACAUUUAAUCGGACAUCUAGACCGUCCUCCUGCCGCUAUUAGAGCUUCACCAACUGCUGCCCAAGCGUAUGCCCCCGCUCGACCUUUAAAUUUAAGAUACUCUCUGGACAACAACCUACUGACCCCAGAGCAGAGGCUGUUUUAUGAAGAAAAUGGCUUCCUCCUCAUCAAGAAUCUUGUGUCACAUGAAGACAUUGAGAGAUUCAGACAGGAGUUUGAGCGUAUCUGCCGUCGGGAGGUGCAAGUUCCCGGUCUGGUGGUGAUGAGGGACGUGGCCAUCGCUAAAUCUGAGUUUAUCCCGGAUCAAAGAGCUGUGUCCAAACUGCAGGACUUUCAGGAGGACCCUGAACUCUUCAGAUUCUGCACCUUGCCACAGAUCCUGGAGUAUGUGCAGUGUUUCACUGGACCCAACAUUAUGGCCAUGCACACCAUGUUAAUCAACAAACCUCCUGACACAGGUAAGAAGACCUCUCGUCACCCCAUGCAUCAGGACCUGCAUUAUUUCCCGUUCAGACCUGCUCACCGGAUCGUCUGUGCCUGGACAGCCAUGGAGACUGUGAAUAGACAAAAUGGAUGCCUGGUGGUUCUGCCUGGGACUCACACAGGGACUCUGAAGGAGCACGACUAUCCUGAGUGGGAGGGUGGAGUGAAUAAGAUGUAUCAUGGAGUGAGGGACUAUAACCCGGACCAUCCUAGAGUGCACCUUGAGAUGGAGAAAGGAGACACUGUGUUCUUUCACCCGCUGCUCAUCCACGGCUCAGGCACGAACCAGACACAGGGUUUCCGCAAGGCCAUCUCCUGUCACUACGCUGCUGCUGACUGCUAUUACAUCGACGUGAAGGGAACUACACAAGAAAACAUCGACCAGGAGGUGAAAGAGAUCGCAUUGAAGCGGUACAAUUUGGACGGGGUCAGCUUCCAGGACACUUGGGCUUUCAGAGGAAGACUGGUCCAAGGAGACAGGAUUUCAAUGUGAAAGGCAAGACGUUUGAAGACUGACCAUUGAACUGUGGAGAAAUCUUUGAAAAAAAAAAAACACUCAUACGUUUGUUUGGGAGGAAUUGUUAUCGGGAUUGGGUUUGUUUCAAAAGCACUUAAGAGUUAUAAUUUAAGCAAUUACAUACCUCAUUAUGAGAUUGGGCUAACAUUAAUAGCUAUAAUCUUUGUACUACAUGUUAAUUGUUUAAAUAUACUGUGGAUAUUUAAACAGUUGAAAAGAUGGAAAUGGUUGUAAAUGGCUGUAAAAUAGAAUUAACUGUUUGUCUUGUCUUGUUUAAUGAAUGGGAAUAAUAACUGAAGCAAUCAUGUGUUUAGCAGGUUGUUAUGAGGCCUUAAUCAUUACUAAGUUGCCUUAACCAUUUUAUAUGUGUAAAGAUGUGACUAAUUUGAAUUGUUUAUGACAGUAAUGUAAAGUGAAUCAAUUUUAAAGAAUAUAUUUAAUGCAAUACUU
Molecule: messenger RNA, 1558 nt
Organism: Periophthalmus magnuspinnatus
Lineage: Eukaryota; Metazoa; Chordata; Actinopteri; Gobiiformes; Gobiidae
Gene: phyh
Product: phytanoyl-CoA 2-hydroxylase
Exons: 9
Coding region: 83-1084 (333 amino acids)
Biological process (GO): fatty acid alpha-oxidation
Molecular function (GO): phytanoyl-CoA dioxygenase activity
Source: RefSeq, a predicted model, not a curated record